Molecule: messenger RNA, 4155 nt
Organism: Naegleria fowleri
Lineage: Eukaryota; Heterolobosea; Eutetramitea; Acrasida; Naegleriidae
Exons: 2
Coding region: 1-4155 (1384 amino acids)
Source: RefSeq, a predicted model, not a curated record
AUGUCAAACCAAGGGUCCUCUCAUCAACUGCCUCCCAACUCUCAUCCCUUGCCCUUCCUGGAUGCACACGACCACAAAUACAAUCUUCCAUACUUUUCCAACAACCAAAAUUGCUCUGAAUCAAAUUCUUCUUCACAACCACAUCAACAACAACAAUUUAUCGCCACUUUACAAUGGAAAAGUAAAACAUCCACUCAUGACGUCGAUCUCGUAGCUAUCCUUGUAAACAAACAAGGUGGUAUCCAUGAUGUUUGUUUUUAUAAUAAUUUGAAUGGAGUGAGUGGAAUGAAACAUGGAGGUGAUGAUCGAAAUGGAAAUCAAAAUUUGGAUGCUCCAAGAAAUGUUGUCAAGGAACCACUGAAAGAUAAUGUCACUCUCGAAACAGCCCUCUCAGAAGCAAAUGAAACUAUUCAACUUGAUCUCUCAAAAGUUGACCAUGAAGUUCGUUGUAUUGUAUUUUUUGCUUGUUGCUAUCCAGGAACUGUGUUAUCUGAACUCGCACACGUCACUUGUAAUUUAUAUCAAUUCACACAAAGUGACAAUGAAAAAGCUCCAUUGAAACUUGUCAUUGGUUCCAAUUUAGAUGUUUCAAAAGAUGCUUCUGGACAAGUGUUUGCAAUUAUUCAAUUACGUGGUGGAGAUGCUGAAGCCAUUACCACAGUUAUUCCUGGAAAGGAAAAGGAAAGUAUCAAAGACGAAAUGGAUGAGGAAACACUAAAUUCAGAUUCUCUUUCUGCAAGUCCUAGUCCAGCAAUUUCACAAGGACAUUUGAAAGAAGCAGAAAAUGCUCAAGAACAUGAAGACGUAUCGACUCAAGCAAAUUAUUAUUGGCAAAUUGUUUCAAAGCAAGUCGAAAUUGCCACACAUGAAAGAUUUAUGGAUUCUUUCAUGUAUGCCAUGUGUAAACGUGUACUUCCAGAAAAUAUUUUCAUUUCCAUGAAAAAUCGAUUGACUUAUAUCAUUCAUUUGAGACAAGAGGAAAAGAAGAAUCAAAUUCUAGAUUCCAUGGUAUUCAGUUCCAUUCUUAAAGAUGAGGAUCACGAUGAAGAUGAAGAAUAUAUUGUUCGUGUGUACUCAGAAUUGACUGGAUCUAUAUUAAUCGAUCAACUGAUUGUAGAAGAGGCUCAUAAUUAUUUGAAAACUGUUUUGGAAACAAGUGCUGAAAAGUCACCAUUCAUUCCAAUAUCACGAGAAGAAUUCACAAUUCAAGAAGCUAAUAACAAGCUCUCAAAACAAUCGGUAGAAGAUGACAAGACACAAGUCGACAAACAAGAACCUCCAACUUUGAAUAUUCAAAAAUCAUACACUUUCAAUGAGGAUAAGAUCAAAAUCUUUAUUGGAUGGCAAUCACUUUCUGGUCGUUCCUAUUCCAGAUAUUAUCUCACAGCCACUGUUUUAUUCUUUGGUAAAUAUGGAGCUCGUUUAGGUCACAUUGAUCAAUAUACUACCAGAUUGUCACUUGUCAAAUUGGAAAGCACAAACACCAAUCCAAAUAAUACCACUGCUCCAACGACCGAGAAUACUACCAACAGUAACAACGCAAAUUCAUCGUCGACCACCAACACGACUUCAGGAAUGGGAUCUCCACGUACUUCUCCUCUUCUCAUUCAAUCUUCUUCAAGUAUGACUCUCAAAUCACCAAGAUCUGGACUUCACAAACCAAAACCUGCUGCAAUUUUCUUAAAAGGCAAUAGAGAUACUGGUACUGGUAAUGACAGUGAUUUGUGUGCAGAGGUGGAUUUGUCACGUCUUCCAAAAUCGGUGCAUUCCAUUAUUGUGGUAGUCACAGCAACAUCCAAUGCACAAGACUCUGGAUUCCAAGAACUUAAAGAUCCCUAUGUGAAAAUUACAACAAAUUCUGUGGGAGAUUUGUAUAGAUAUCAAUUUCACACCUCUGAAAGAGCUUAUCAAAGCUUUAUUGCAUGUAGAUUGACUUGUUUGAGAAAUCCAAAUGACUUGUCAAGUGCCAAUUUAACAGCACCUUCAAAGAAUCAAAUUGGAAAUAUGUACGGAGGAAGUUUUAUUGGCCUCACGAAAUGGAAAAUUAGUAACAUUGGUGAAUACUCAUUGGGAGUUCAUCCAUUGAUUGAUCCUCAUUUGAAAUCUCAAGUUCAGAAACAUGUUCCAACCUUUGAACUGCCUCCAUGUAUGGAAUUGGCGACACAACAUGAGAUUGAAGAACAAGAACGUGAAAAGUUAUUACAACAACAACAAGAAAACAAAACAUCUGAAGAAGACAAAACAACCGAAAAGGAAGAUUUCGUCCUCAUGGUGAGCAAUGCUUCCGAUUUGGAUUUGACAGUCAACGAUGAAGAACCAAAGAAGGAAAAACCAAAAUGUUUCAGAAUUCCAAAACAAGAAGUGAAAACAGUUGGUUUUGAUUUCUCUACUGUGAAAAAUUUAGAUUCCAUUCAAGUAUUGGAAUUUUCACAACAUGGAAAACUUCUCACAGGUGCAAAACCCACCAUCGUCAAUGAAGCCAAUGAUCUUAAAAAGCGUAAACUUGCCCUUUCCAAAAAGAGUGAUCACCCCAUGAAUAUUCCAAUGAGUGAAUCUUUCACAUUAAAAGAAGAAGGUGAGGAAAACACUGCCGAACAACUUCCAAGACAAGAUCAAAUGUUCCAAAGUUUAACAUCCUUCCACAGAAUGGAUUUGACCUACAGUAAGGAAUCACAUGCUCCCUAUUUCAUGUGUUUCUUAUUGAAAUUUAAGGACAUUAUUACCAAUGAGGAUGAAGAUGCAUUGGAUUAUUCAUUAAUUCCAGAAAAUCGAAUCAAUUGCUUUAGAUUAUGGAAUGUUGAUGAAAAAGUAGACAUGUGUUUUGCAAAAUUAGAAAAUGUUUUUAACAUUGACGGAAGUGAACAAGCAUUGGAGGUAUUUAAUUGGCAACAACAUGCAAACUUGGCAGUCAUUGCGUAUCGUAGUGGACAGAAAGAUGAAUGGUUUAUCGAAGUUUUAGAUGAAAUUGUGACAUUCAAAACUCCAGCUCGAAGAUAUUUACGUUCCAUGUUACAAAAAUGUCAAUUUGACAUUAGUGAACCUUCAUGUGACAUUUUCACAGUUCCAGCUCCAAAAGACACAGUCACGAAGGAAUUCCACAAAGAUCGAAGAGAUUUGGUUCUUGGUUUUGGAAUUGCUGGAAGUGGAGGACAAAAGCACUUGUUAAACGCUGAAGUUGAAAUUUAUGAUCAUUUUGGUCGUUAUUUGGGUAAAGUCUAUGAAGGUUAUAGCGACAUGGAUGCAAAAUUGAAACAUCGCCCAAUUAACUUUUUAACAAUUUACACACAAGAUGAUGAAGAACAAUUUGACAUUCGUAUGAAAGAUUUGAUCGAAAGCACCACUGUGAAAUAUAUUGUUGCGAAUAUUGAAGUCAAAUCGAGAAGUAUUUUGAAUGAAAAGUCACAAGUCUAUACACGAUUGGUUGACAUGAGAUCAGGAAAAGAAUUGACUCGUGUUCAAGCUUCUGGAUAUCUCUUCCUUGAUAAAUAUAUUCCAAAAAAGACAGUUGAAAAGAAAGAAGACGUCGAUGCUGACGAUGAUUCCUAUGACAGUGGUGAUGAAAGUGACAAUGAAGUAGUCGUCACCAUGUGUGUGAUUGAAUUCACAAAAGAAGGAUGGAGAAUUAUUGGAGCAGGUGAAAAGAAUUUGGUUGAUCUCAUUCCAAAAUAUAUUUCACUGAAACCUGAAGCUCUUAAAAUUGAAAUUAUCAAAGGAAGAAAUCUCAUUCCAGUAGAUCAUGGUUCAGCCGAUCCUUAUCUCAGAAUUAAACUCAAUGAGAAGAAUUCUAGAAAAGGAGCUAAAAAGCAAAAAGUUAGAACCAAGUUGUGUAAUAGAACCAUUCAUCCCGAUUGGCAUGAAACUCACACCAUUCAAAUCUUUGAUUAUGAUGACACUUUAAUUGUGAAGUGUAUGGAUUACGAAAAAACAAGAGAUCAAUACAUGGGUGAAGUCAGACUGAAGGUUGGAUUUUUACUUCGUUUACAUAAUCAAGGACGUGAUCGAAAGUUUGUGUUGAGAAAUGACGAAUAUUGGAAAGCUGUUGAAGGCAAAUUAACAGGAAUGAAGAAAGAAAUGGCACUUGCUUCACAGCCAAUGGGAGAUUUGUUUAUGAGAUUUUCAAUUGGUUCCCUAAGUGAUGUUGUCACAAAGAAGUAA